CCUUGCCCCCUUAUCAUCAAUCACCCACUCAGGGCCCUUCUUCCUUCUGUGGAGACUAAAUAGUCAAAUACAAUAAUUGCAUAACCCAAAGCCACUCAUCCAAUCUUCCACUUUCUGAUGAUGGAGCAGUCAUGGGAGAAUUUCCCUCUUCAUCAGAUGGAAAUCUUGGGUAGUAGUGAUGAGGAUGAGGAUGAGUUCUUAAGAGAUAUCCUGCUACCACCAGAUUUGUCUCCUGACCAUGAAUCUCAAUCUUUGGUUGUCCAGAAAAAGCUUCAACCGAGAACAUUCAUUUUGUCUUUCGAUAACUCCACGAUUUUACCUGCGAGUGCAACCUCAGAACGAGGUACACAUUCUAAUUCUAAAUCUAGUAAUAAUUCUUCUUUGUCCUCCAGAAGAAAAAGGAACCUGGAAAAAAAUCAUGUGAGCUUGGAACCAAAAUUACCAAGCACCACCACUCAAAGAGGAAAGAAGAAUAGAAGCGAUUCUCAGACAACGGAUCAUGUUAUGGCGGAGAGAAAACGGAGACAGGAUUUGACAGAGAAGUUCAUAGCACUUUCAGCUACUAUUCCUGGCUUGAAGAAGACGGACAAGACCUCAAUAGUUCACGGAGCUAUCGAUUAUGUGAAGCAACUGAAAGAGCGCGUGACAGAGUUAGAACAACAGGGAAAUGGGAGAGGCAAAGAAUCAAUGAUAGUUCUGAAGAAAAUGAAUCUGAGUGCAAAUCGUGAAGAUACUCCUACCACAUCAAGUGAAACAAAUAAUUCUGAGGAUUUGUGUAGACCCAGAGAAUUGUUCCCUGAUGUUAAAGCAAGGGUGUUGGAGAAUGAGGUGCUUAUUGUGAUCCAUUGUGAGAGGGAAAAUGGCAUUGAGCUCAAAAUAUUGGACUUACUUGAAAAUCUUCGUUUGUGUGUCACCGGAAGCAGUGUCUUGCCGUUUGGGAAUUCAACUCUCAGUAUUACUAUCAUUGCUCAGAUUGGUGACGCGUGCGAAAACACGACGGUGCCUGAUAUAGUGGACAACGUCAGACAAGCUCUGUUGAACGACGUCACCACCGAUCGUUUUCGUCCUCAACUAUCUUAUUAACAACUUGCUUUUUUUAACCCUUUGUGCUCAUGAGAAUGAAGUUGUUUGUAUGAUUAAAAGUGUUUGUUUCGUUUCAGUUUAUAAGUAUUUUCACUUAAUGAAUGUUUAUAGUCUCUUUCA
This is a messenger RNA of Lotus japonicus, 1203 nucleotides long. RefSeq names its product transcription factor bHLH19-like. Lineage: Eukaryota; Viridiplantae; Streptophyta; Magnoliopsida; Fabales; Fabaceae. The transcript has 4 exons. Gene Ontology annotation, molecular function: protein dimerization activity. Bases 118 to 1083 code for a protein of 321 amino acids. The record is from RefSeq and is a predicted model, not a curated record.